CGCGUCAUUCCUCCCGUGCCUCUUCUCACUCGUGGUACUCCCGCCACUCCCUCUCCAAUUUUUGGAGACGCACUAGACGCUUUCCUCGUCGUUCUGUCGCAGGCACUCGUGGCUCUCAACUCCAACACUCAGAAAAAAAGUUCCACCGUGUUCUCAUCUCCACAUCGGCACCACCAGUCACCUUGACAUGGCACCAACAAGUCGCUCCUUGAUAUAGAUUUCCUGUUUGAAGUUGCAGUCAUCGUUACAGUGUUUGGCCUCUAUCAUCCUGUCUAUUGCUGCACCUUGUAUGGCUCCCAGACUUCUGUGACACAAUCCUAGAUUCUAGAUUCGUCGACUCUCACUUUCCUCCCCGCCCGCUCGGGUAAAGAUGGAGCAAUCCUACCUGCGAUCUGGUGCAGAUGUCUUGAAGCACUUUGACGUUUCCGAAACCAAGGGCCUCUCCUCGCCCCAGGUUCUUGAGGCCAGAGCUCGCUAUGGAAGCAACUCUCUCCCAGAAGAUCCUCCAACACCCCUCUGGCAACUCGUCCUCGAACAGUUCAAGGAUCAAUUGGUUUUGAUCUUGCUAGGAUCGGCAGCAAUCUCUUUUGUGCUGGCCGUCUUUGAAGAAUCCGACGAUUGGACCGCAUUCGUUGACCCCGUCGUGAUCUUAAGCAUCCUCAUCCUAAAUGCCGUUGUCGGAGUCACCCAAGAAAGCAGUGCCGAAAAGGCCAUCGCCGCCCUCCAAGAGUACUCGGCCAACGAGGCCAAGGUCACCCGCGAUGGUCAAGCCCGCAAAAUCAAGGCCGAAGAGUUGGUCCCCGGAGAUAUUGUUACCAUCGCCAUCGGCGACCGCAUUCCUGCCGAUUGCCGCCUCCUGUCUAUCCAGAGCAACAAUUUUGCUGUCGACCAAGCCAUCCUCACUGGUGAGAGUGAAAGUGUGACCAAAGAGACCAAGCCCAUCAAGGACGCACAGGCUGUGAAGCAGGAUCAAGUCAACAUUCUUUUCUCCGGAACCACAGUCGUCACUGGCCAUGCCACUGCUAUCGUCGUCCUCACCGGUAGCUCCACUGCCAUUGGUGACAUCCACGAAAGCAUCACCUCUCAAAUCUCAGAACCAACCCCUCUGAAGGAGAAGCUGAACGACUUUGGCGAUACUCUAGCUAAGGUCAUCACUGUCAUCUGUAUUUUGGUCUGGCUCAUCAAUAUCCAGCAUUUCAACGAUCCCUCCCACGGCGGAAGCUGGGCCAAAGGUGCCAUCUACUACCUCAAAAUUGCCGUGUCUCUCGGUGUCGCUGCCAUCCCUGAAGGUCUCGCCGUCGUCAUUACAACCUGUCUGGCGCUUGGCACCCGCAAGAUGGCUGCUAAGAACGCCAUUGUCCGAAGCCUCCCCUCUGUUGAAACUCUCGGAAGUUGUAGUGUUAUCUGCUCUGACAAAACCGGCACUCUCACCACCAACCAGAUGAGCGUCGAAAAGGUUGUUUAUCUAAAUGAGGCUGGCAAUGACUUGGAAGAAAUCCAAGUCGAAGGGACCACUUUCUCGCCCAACGGAGAUCUUGUUCAAAAUGGGCAACGCCUAGAAAAUGCAGCCGUAUCUUCCGCCACUAUCCGUCAAAUUGCAGAAGUUGCCGCCUUAUGCAACGAGUCCCGACUCUCCUACGACUUCAAGAAUAACACCUUCACCAACAUUGGCGAACCAACCGAAGGUGCACUACGGGUCCUGGCCGAGAAGAUUGGGACCGACGACAUCGCCACCAACAAUAAACGCCAGGGUUUAGUCUCAGGCGAGCUUCUCCAUUAUGCGAGCGCUUACUGGGAAGAGAAACACCCUCUGCAAGCCUCGUAUGAGUUCUCUCGCGAUCGUAAAAGCAUGUCUGUCCUGGUUGGCACUGGAGCACAGCAGAAACUACUUGUCAAAGGCGCUCCAGAGUCCAUCCUCGAGAGAUGUUCCCAUGUCAUUCUGGGUGCUAAUGGGAAGAAGGUGCCCAUCACCAAGAAACACCUCGGCCUCCUUUCCGAAGAAUUAGUUGACUAUGGCCGACACGGUCUCCGUGUCUUGGCUCUUGCCAGCGUUGAUGAUAUCAACGGCAACAAGCUUCUCAAGACGGCCAAAACCACCGAGGCGUAUACCCAGCUGGAGCAAAACAUGACCUUGAUUGGAUUCGUAGGCAUGCUCGACCCUCCUCGUCCCGAAGUCGCCGCCUCGAUUCAGAAGUGCCGGUCUGCUGGAAUCCGUGUCAUUGUCAUCACGGGCGACAACCAGAAUACGGCCGAGACCAUCUGUAAACAGAUUGGCGUCUUCGAGCCUGGUGAAGACCUGGCGGGCAAGAGCUAUACGGGUCGACAGUUUGACCAACUCACCGAAAGCGAGAAACUCGCAGCAGCCAAAUCCGCCAGCCUGUUCUCACGAGUCGAACCCACCCACAAGUCGAAACUAGUGGACCUGCUGCAAAGCGCCGGGGAGGUCGUCGCCAUGACUGGUGACGGCGUCAACGACGCGCCCGCACUGAAGAAAUCUGACAUUGGUGUCGCCAUGGGCACGGGCACAGAUGUUGCAAAACUGGCAGCCGACAUGGUCCUGGCGGACGACAACUUUGCCACGAUCGAGAUUGCCAUUGAAGAAGGCCGCACCAUCUACUCCAACACUCAACAGUUCAUCCGCUAUCUGAUCUCAUCCAACAUUGGAGAAGUCGUAUCCAUCUUCCUCACCGCCGCACUUGGACUGCCUGAAGCCUUGAUCCCGGUUCAGCUUCUGUGGGUCAACCUAGUCACGGACGGCCUUCCAGCCACGGCAUUGUCUUUCAACCCACCAGAUGGCGACGUGAUGCGCCGGCGUCCGCGCAAACGUGACGAGCCCUUGGUGUCGGGCUGGCUUUUUUUCCGGUACAUGGUGAUUGGCACGUAUGUGGGGGCCGCAACUGUGUUUGGCUACGUGUGGUGGUUCAUGUAUCACACCACGGGGCCUCAGAUUACCUUUACUCAACUGCGCCACUUCCACCAGUGCAGCCUGACGAACCCUCUCUACCUGACGACUGACUGCAGCAUAUUCUCCGCCUCGUCGGUGGCCACACGGACGGCCUCGACCAUGAGUCUGUCGAUUCUGGUGGUGAUUGAAAUGUUCAAUGCCAUGAACGCCUUGUCAUCGUCCGAGUCGUUACUCACUAUGCCGCUGUGGAAGAACAUGAAGCUCAUCUACGCCAUCCUGCUCUCCAUGGCUCUCCACUUUGCCAUCCUGUACGUGCCUAUCUUGCAGAGCUUGUUCAGUAUUGAGCCCUUGACUCAAGCGGAAUGGACGGCGGUCGUGGUCAUUUCGGCGCCUGUUAUUUUCCUAGACGAGAUUCUGAAGGUUUUUGAGCGCAUGUUCUUCAUCAACAAGACUGACGGCGUCGGGAUUGGCGCUGAAGUCGAGGAAAAGAGAGUAGGAAAUGGCCAUGUGGGCAGCGGGACCAAGAACAAGAAGGCCCAGUAAAAGGCGAGUCCUGGCAUGAUUCGAUGCGUUCACGAAAGCCUGUCUGUCGUAUUCGAUACGAUGGCCGUACAUUCGGACUCUAGAAUACCGACACGUGGUGGUCUUGAGAUCUGACCAUCAUCUAGAUUUGUUGCAUGGGAGAUAUCACAAUUGCAUAGACUGAUAGAAUCAACAUGUGACUCGAUGCAAACAAUGCUCAUGGGCUCAAAGUCGAGCUACGCUGCGCUUGGUCGGCCUAUGCGAUGCUCAGGCGGGG
This is a messenger RNA of Exophiala mesophila, 3704 nucleotides long. RefSeq names its product calcium-translocating P-type ATPase, SERCA-type. Gene Ontology annotation, cellular component: membrane. Gene Ontology annotation, molecular function: P-type calcium transporter activity; ATP hydrolysis activity; ATP binding. NCBI's taxonomy places the organism in Eukaryota, Fungi, Ascomycota, Eurotiomycetes, Chaetothyriales, Herpotrichiellaceae. Gene Ontology annotation, biological process: calcium ion transmembrane transport; intracellular calcium ion homeostasis. The record is from RefSeq and is a predicted model, not a curated record. The transcript has 3 exons. Bases 371 to 3448 code for a protein of 1025 amino acids.